Molecule: messenger RNA, 1551 nt
Organism: Penicillium malachiteum
Lineage: Eukaryota; Fungi; Ascomycota; Eurotiomycetes; Eurotiales; Aspergillaceae
Product: Ty1/Copia family ribonuclease HI
Exons: 1
Coding region: 1-1551 (516 amino acids)
Source: RefSeq, a predicted model, not a curated record
AUGAAUCAGAUGGAAGCCUGGGAACCAGUCAAAAUUGAGAUGAUUACAGCCCAAUGUUCAGAUGAAUGUGCUGAAUCUGAUGGACCAAAACGCUGUGCACGACAUCAGAUGAUACCUUUGCGAUGGGUCUUUGACUAUAAAUUGGAUGAAAAAGGCUUUAUUAUCCGAUUUAAAGCCCGAUUAUGCGUCCGAGGCGACAUGCAACGAUUGGAUGAUCAAGACUCAAGCACAUCAACCCUUACAUCCCGUUCUUUCCGAUGUUUGAUGGCAAUCACUGCUGCGUUUGACCUGGAAACUUUUCAGAUGGAUGCUGUCAAUGCAUUCCUAAACAGCAAAUUGGACGAAAAGGUUUUUGUCCAAUACCCACCGAUGUUCGGACGAAAAGGUUACUGUUUACGUCUGAAAAGAGCUGUCUAUGGUCUGAGAAUUGCAGGGAAGAAGUGGGAAGAUGAUGUCAAGAAGAUGCUUUCCGCACUUGGCUUCAUCCCAUCUCCAGAGGAUCCUGCACUAUAUUCGGAUGAAAAGAUGGUUAUUCUUGUGUUUGUUGACGACUUUCUUGGCAUUUAUCCCAAGUCUGCUGCUCCACAUGCAGAAAAGAUGAGACGAAAGCUUAAAGAGGCUUUUGAGAUGAAAGACUGUGGAGAACUCACCCAAUUCAUCGGAAUUCGUGUGACACGUGAUCGACCUACCAGACGACUUUGGAUCGAUCAAACAUCUUACAUCGAACGAAUGGCUGCCCGAUAUGAUAUCCCGCAACCAAAACGACCCGCGUCGGCUCCGCUUCCGACAAACUUCAAACUUGAUAUUCUUCCAUCUGAUGUUGUUCGGUCUGAUAUCUCAUAUAUUAGACAAUAUCAGGGGAAGAAUGGAUCAACCCUUUUUCCGGGUGUUUGGACGAGACCAGAUAUUUCUUGGUCUAACCAAGCCCUUGCCCGUGUUCUGACGAAACCAACCGAACGUCACAUGACCGCUGUUGACCAUUUGAUCUCAUAUCUUGUUGCGACCAAAGAUCUUGCAAUUUGCUACGACGGACGAACCGAUCCAUCCCAACUUUUCAAGGUUUUCUCUGAUGCCAGCUUUGCCGAUAAUUCGGACCGAAAGAGCACAUCAGGAUAUCUUUUCACCCUGUACGGUGGCCCGUUUGAUUGGUCGGCCCGGAAGCAACGAACGGUCUCAACAUCAACUACCGAAGCUGAGCUUUUAGCCCUAGCUGCAGCAGGGAAACAACUUCUUUGGAUCAAACGUUUCUUCCGAUCAAUCACCUUUGAUCCGAUGGUUCAGAUGGAAAUCUUUUGCGACAACAAGCCUACAGUUGACUUGAUGAUCAGAUCAAAGUCUGUUUACACAACAAAAUUGCGUCAUGUUGACAUUCAUCGGCACUGGUUACGACAAGAAGUUCAGACCAAAGCACUUCGGAUCAAUUGGAUCCCUUCAUCUGAAAUGCUAGCUGAUGGUCUGACGAAACAAUUCCUCCCACAGAAACACAGAGAUUUCGUCCAAAGGUUGAACAUGGAGGUUCCGCCUAGUUCUCUGACAUCUAUCACGGUGUGA